CUGGACGGCUCUCAAAUUACAAUGGAGCUGCUAAGACCUCCGAGCCAUAGAGGGCGUGCGAACCUAUAUCUGUGAACCUAUGUAUCCUCCGGCAGAUUGCGGGAAAAUUAGAAAAGAUGUCGGAAGCUGGAGUUGCUCCCAUUGAAGAUGGGUCUCAGAACAGCUCAGGAGGCAGUAGUGGAGAUGCAGCACUUAAAAAAAGCAAAGGAGGAGCAAAGGUUGUAAAAUCACGUUACAUGCAAAUUGGCAGGAGCAAGGUUUCAAAGAAUAGUUUGGCCAACACAACAGUCUGCUCAGGUGGUAAAGUCCCAGAGAGAGGAAGUGGAGGAACGCCAACACGCAGAUCUUUAGCACCUCACAAGGCAAAGAUUACAGCAGCUGUGCCUUUACCUGCUCUUGAUGGAAGCAUAUUUACAAAAGAAGAUCUGCAGUCUACUUUGUUGGAUGGCCACAGGAUUGCCCGUCCGGAUCUGGACCUAUCUGUUAUUAAUGAUAGAACUUUGCAGAAAAUUACCCCAAGGCCAGUUGUGACUUCAGAACAGAAAAAGCCUAAAAGAGACACCACCCCUGUAAACCUUGUGCCUGAAGAUAUGGUAGAGAUGAUUGAGUCACAGACAUUGCUGUUAACAUAUCUAACCAUAAAAAUGCAGAAAAAUCUGUUUCGCCUGGAAGAGAAGGCUGAGAGAAAUCUUCUUCUAGUAAAUGACCAAAAGGAUCAACUGCAGGAGAAGAUACACAUGAUGAAAAGGGACCUAACCUUGCUGCAGAGGGAAGAGAGGCUUAGGGAUUUGAUUGAGAAGCAGGAUGAAGUUCUCACGCCUGUUGUUACUUCCAAGGACCCAUUCAAGGACAAUUAUACAACAUUUGCCACAGCCCUGGACUCUACUAGACAUCAACUGGCUAUUAAGAAUAUUCAUAUUACAGGCAACCGUCACAGAUACCUAGAGGAACUCCAAAAACAUUUAGCCAUUACCAAAUCCCUUCUGGAAGAAAUAAUGCCAAGCCAUGCCAGUGAAAAUGCAGAAUCAUUUGAUACAAUAAAGGACUUGGAAAAUAUUGUGCUCAAAACAGAUGAAGAACUUGCACGGAGUUUUCGCCAGAUUCUUGACUUGUCAUUCAAAGUCAAUAAGGAAAUUUCAUUACAAAGCCAGAAAGCAGUCGAGGAGACUUGUGAAUCAGCUUUGGUGAGGCAGUGGUAUUUUGAUGGAUCCCUACCUUGAUCAAUUCUAUCUACUGUAAUCCAGAGCUUUUCUCUCUUCAACCAAAACAUUCAGGAAAGCAAUGUAUAAGGAUAUGCUUAUUUUCUUAAGUCUAUCUGGUGCACUUAGUUACACUGCUAUAUUAAAUGCGCUUAACUGUUUAAAAAAAAAAAAAAUACACACCUUGACCAAACACUUGAAAAUGUAAAUAAAAUAGUCUAAUUGUAGCAA
Molecule: messenger RNA, 1430 nt
Organism: Xenopus laevis (African clawed frog)
Lineage: Eukaryota; Metazoa; Chordata; Amphibia; Anura; Pipidae
Gene: haus8.L
Product: HAUS augmin like complex subunit 8 L homeolog
Cellular component (GO): spindle; cytoplasm; centrosome
Source: RefSeq, marked provisional